AUGACGAGGUCGGAGCAUACGACGGAGGAGGGCCCAUCUCCUGGGGAAGAGCAGGAGGGAAGCAGAGCCCGGCGCCGCCGCCGCCACCGGGCGGCGUGGGCCGGCGGCGCCACCGCCGCGGCAUUCCUGACGGCCGCCGUCGUCCUGCUCGUGGUGGCUCUCACCGUCUUCAAGCCCCGCCAACUCGAGACGACGCUGCGAUCGGCGGCGGUGGAGGGCGUGGCGCCGCGUGUCGCGCUCCCGUGGGGCCCCGUGGAGCUGAACGUGACGCUCUCCCUCGACUUCGCCGUCUUCAACCCCAACCGCGCCUCCUUCGACCACGCCGCCGGCAAAGCGGCGCUCUUCUACCGGGGGAAACGGGUGGGGGACGCCGACGUGGCGCCAGGUCGGAUCCCUUCGCGGGGCUCGGCCCACGUGUACAGCCGGCUCACCGUCGAGGCGGACCGGUUCGCCGCCGACCCGCUCGCCUUGGUUCGCGACGUGCUGACGGGGCACCUCGACGUCGACUCCUCCACCCGCAUCCCCGGCCGCGUCACCUUCCUCGGCUUCAUCCAUCACCACGUCGUCAUCCUCACCGACUGCCACGUCACAAUCUCCUUCCCCCCCGUGGCCGUCACCGGGCAGCAAUGCCAGCAGAAAACGGAGUAG
Molecule: messenger RNA, 648 nt
Organism: Spirodela intermedia
Lineage: Eukaryota; Viridiplantae; Streptophyta; Magnoliopsida; Alismatales; Araceae
Source: the annotation of a GenBank genome assembly